AGAGAAAAGUUUUGUGUUGCCUCAUGGAUUUCAAAUUUCCAGUCUGAGCUGUGAUGGAUUCAUUACUUAUUUCUCUGUGGAAGGUGCGGAUGGAAAUUAGAGGUCAGCGAAACAAGACCCUUUCUCCUAAUGGUUCUACCACCUCCCACCAGCACCAUGCUGGAGACCAGGCCUUUAACUUAUGGGCCUCUGGGAGACAACCAUCCAAGCCACAGCACAAUUGUUUUUCAGAGCACAGAGAUGAUUCUCACCAGCGUGGGCCUCAAGGCCACCAUCCUUUUCCUCCUGGCCUGGGCUGGCCUGGCUGCUGGCGAUCGCGUGUACAUCCACCCAUUCCACCUUCUCUUCUACCCCAAGAGCAGCUGUAUCCAGUUGGAGAAGUCCAAUGGGGAGACCCCCAAGGAGUCAACCUUCACACCCAUCCCAGUGCAGGCCAAGAGUUCCCCUGUGAAUGAGGCUGCCCUGUAUGAGCGGCUGGUGCUGGCCGCUGAGCAGCUGACAGCUGAAGACAGGCUGCGCGCCACCCAGGUUGGGAUGAUGGCCAACUUCCUGGGCUUCCGCAUGUACAAGACCCUGAGUGAGGUGGGGAGCACAGCCAGCGGGGUCAUCCUGUCCCCUGCGGCUCUCUUUGGUACCCUGGCCUCUCUCUACCUGGGUGCCCGGGACCCCACAGCCAGCCAGCUGCAGGCACUACUGGGGGUUCCCAUGCAGGACCAGGGCUGCACCUCCCGGCUGGAUGGGCACAAGGUCCUCUCUGCCCUACAAGCUGUUCAGAGCCUUCUGGUAGCCCAGGGCGAGGCCAGUGACCAGACAAGGCUGUUACUGUCCACUGUGGUGGGCCUGUUCACGGCCCCGGGCCUGCGGCUGAAGCAGUCAUUUGUGUUGGGCCUGGCUCCUUUUGCCCCUGUCAUCUUCCCCCGCUCUCUGGACUUGUCCACCAACCCAGAUCUUGCGGCUGAGAAGAUCAACACGUUCCUGCAGGCUGUGACAGGGUGGAAGAUAGGUGGACCCCUGGCAGGGGUCAGCCCAGGCAGCACCCUGUUGUUCAACACCCAUGUCCACUUCCAAGGGAGGAUGAAGGGCUUCUACUUGCUGCCUGAGCCUCAGAAGUUCUGGGUGGACAACAGCACCGCGGUGUCUGUCCCUAUGAUGUCGGGCUCCGGCAUCUUCCAGCACUGGAGUGACACACAGAACAACUUCUCAGCUACUCAUGUGCCCAUGGGCAGGAGUGCCACCCUGCUGCUGAUCCAGCCCCACUGCACCUCCAACCUGGACCAGGUUGUGCCCCUAGCCUUGCACCGUGACUUCCUGGCGCAGAUGAAUAACCUGUCUCCCCGGGCCAUGCGCCUGACCUUGCCCCAGCUGGAGCUGAGAGCAUCCUACGACCUACAGGAGCUGCUGGCCUGGGCCAAGCUGCCCACCCUGCUGGGCACCGAGGCCAAUCUAGACGGGAUCAGCGACACCAGCCCAAGACUGGGAGAGGUGCUGAACAGCCUCCUUUUUGAACUCAAAGCAGAUGAUGGGAAGCAACCUGUGGAGUCCACUCCCCAGGCAAGCACACCUGAGACCUUGGAGGUGACCCUGAGCAGCCCCUUCCUGUUCGCUAUCCACGAGAGGGAGGCAGGUGCCCUGCACUUCCUGGGCCGUGUGGACAACCCCCUGAGCGCAGUGUGAGGUCAGUGCUUGCUGUCUGUGGGACAAGGCUGGCAGCAGAGCACCCCGCCAUGUCAGUGACUGUUGCCCCUGGUCUUCUUCCUUUCCUUCCAAGAGUGACGCUGGGCGACAGCAAUCUCCUCUGUAAACACAGUGCUAUGGAUAAUGAGCAGCUGAAUCAGCCUCCCAGGCCAGGUUGCUUGGAGGAUGGGGGUGGGAGCCAGAAGCCAGUGUUUAGCAUAGGCCUGUUCUGGAAAGAACGGGAACUGACCAACUUGUUUGUGAAACCAGAAAGAGUUAGCUUUUAAACUGAGAACAGAAAUUGGGUUUUAAAAUUAAAACACAUUUGGUUUUAUUGCUCUGGUUUUAUAUUUAGCUUGAGUGUGACCUUGACCUUCAUGGGGUUUCCACAAUAUCUUAGUUGUUCUUUCCUGUGAUUUUUGAAAAACACAAAAGAUGUAAGAAUUUGAAUUUAGCUAGAAUGUAAUACCAUAGCUGAUUUAUCUCUGUAUUGUUAAUAAAUGUCUUGCAACAAGAA
Molecule: messenger RNA, 2191 nt
Organism: Heterocephalus glaber (naked mole-rat)
Lineage: Eukaryota; Metazoa; Chordata; Mammalia; Rodentia; Bathyergidae
Gene: Agt
Product: angiotensinogen
Biological process (GO): regulation of systemic arterial blood pressure by renin-angiotensin; regulation of apoptotic process
Molecular function (GO): serine-type endopeptidase inhibitor activity
Source: RefSeq, a predicted model, not a curated record